AUAGGCGGCAUGGCGGCGUCCCUUCCGGACAGCAAGGCUGCAAAGAGCCUGACAGGACACAGCAGCGGCGGCAUCUUCCAGCGCUUCGAGCUCGCCGGCAAGGUGGCCGUUAUUUCGGGCGGCGCCCGUGGUCUAGGGUAGGCUGUUCCUCCUCGCUUGAGUACUGUCUACUAUGGCGCCUGCUGCUCCUACCGGUGAUCUUGACCCUCUCUUCACCAUUGCCGCCUGCUAGACUGCCUCGGUUGUCAGACAGUCCGGACGACGCCCACGCAGUGCUCGGAGCAGCACGACCGCCGCUCUCUUCGUGACGUGAGCUGACUGGCACGCUUGCUUCCCGCAGCUUCGAGAUGGCACGAGCUCUGUGUGAGGCAGGCCUCGCCGGCAUUGCAAUCGUAGACAUCCUCCAAGAAUUUGGCGAGACAGCCAUCAAGGAGCUCCACGCCGACUUUGGCCUUACUGCGUCCUUCUACAAGGUUGACGUGAGGGACCACGAAGCCGUCGAGGAAGUCAUGAACGGCGUCAUUAGAGAUUUCGGUCGGAUCGAUGUCCUCAUUUGCUCGGCUGGCGUUGCCGACAACAUUGCUGCUGAGGACUACCCCGCCGAUCGCUUCAAGCGAGUUAUGGAUAUCAAUCUCAACGGUGUCUUCUUCUGCGCUCAGCCAGUAGCAAACCAUAUGAUCAAGAGCGGGAGGGGAGGAUCAAUGAUCUUUAUAGCGUCAAUGUCGGGUCACAUUGUGAACUACCCUCAACCUCAAUGCGUUUACAAUGCCUCAAAGGCAGCCGUGCUCCAUCUGGGCAAGUCACUUGCAGCAGAAUGGGCGCCCCAUAAGAUUCGUGUCAACACCAUCAGUCCGGGUUACAUGAACACGCUGCUCAAUGAAAAGUUUGAUCCUCUGCUCAAAAAGGCAUGGUUCGAGCGAACGCCGACAGGCCGCAUGGGACACGUGUCCGAUCUCAACGGUGCAGCGCUCUACCUUGCCAGCGAAGCUUCCGCAUUCACCACGGGCACGGACAUCCUCAUUGACGGUGGUUACACGACAUGGUAGAACGCUAGCAGACUGAGUUGAGAGCAAAGAGCACGCACAAUGUAGUAGCAGUGCCACUUCA
Mixia osmundae IAM 14324 is the source of this 1107-nucleotide messenger RNA. RefSeq lists its product as uncharacterized. Lineage: Eukaryota; Fungi; Basidiomycota; Mixiomycetes; Mixiales; Mixiaceae. The transcript is spliced from 8 exons. Gene Ontology annotation, cellular component: intracellular anatomical structure. The record is from RefSeq and is a predicted model, not a curated record. Gene Ontology annotation, molecular function: oxidoreductase activity, acting on NAD(P)H, oxygen as acceptor. The coding region runs from base 348 to 1046 and encodes 232 amino acids.